Messenger RNA from Olea europaea var. sylvestris, 782 nucleotides. RefSeq names its product GTP-binding protein SAR2-like. The transcript is spliced from 3 exons. Gene Ontology annotation, biological process: membrane organization; vesicle organization; endoplasmic reticulum to Golgi vesicle-mediated transport. The record is from RefSeq and is a predicted model, not a curated record. Lineage: Eukaryota; Viridiplantae; Streptophyta; Magnoliopsida; Lamiales; Oleaceae. Gene Ontology annotation, cellular component: COPII vesicle coat; endoplasmic reticulum exit site. Gene Ontology annotation, molecular function: GTPase activity; GTP binding. Bases 1 to 582 code for a protein of 193 amino acids.
AUGUUUCUCAUGAAUUGGUUCUAUGGCAUAUUAACCUCUCUUGGAUUAAAGCAAAAGGAGGCAAAACUCUUGUUUUUGGGCCUCGAUAAUGCUGGCAAAACCACUUUACUUUAUAUGUUGAGUAAUGAGAUGCUGGUUCAACAUCAACCAACACAGUAUCCAACAUCAGAGGAACUAAGUAUUGGGAAUAUAAAGUUCAAGGCAUUUGAUUUAGGUGGCCAUCAAAUUGCUAGAAGAGUCUGGAAGGACUAUUAUGCUCAGGUUGAUGCUGUGGUUUAUCUUGUUGAUGCUUCUGAGAAAGAGAGAUUCAUGGAAUCAAAGAAGGAACUAGACGCCCUUCUCUUAGACGAGUCUUUAGCAAAUGUCCCGUUUCUUGUUUUAGGGAACAAGAUCGACAUACCCUACGCAGCUUCUGAGGACGAGCUACGUUAUUACUUGGGCAUAACCGGCCUCACCACGGGCAAGGGUAAGGUCAAUCUUGCUGAAACCAAUAUUCGUCCCCUCGAGUUAUUCAUGUGCAGCAUCGUGCGCAAGAUGGGAUAUGGCGAGGGAUUCAGAUGGCUAUCUCAGUACAUCAAGUAGCAGUCCUUAAAGAUUUGAAGGAUCGAUGGCACCAAUAAUUUGAAGGAUUUUAGAAGAGGUUUGUGCUGGUAAUAGUUUUGUUGGGCCGUAGGUUUUAAUUGUUAGUGUUUUGGCAUCGAGGUAGGUUAAGAGUAUGAUGGCAAAGCUUAAACUUUAGUUUAGGCUGGUAAAACAUACUUUUUAUCCCCAUAUUUUGUGAA